AUGACUUCUAUUGCAGCAGAAGAAAAAGGGUUUGUUGGUAAGUUUACAUCUGCUGUUUUAAUUUCAGCGAAAUCUGCUGAUGUUGGAAGUUCUGCGUUAGAAUUUGUUGUUAGAGCGGCUAAAAAAUGCGUUAGUCUUGGUAUUGGAGUAAAAAGCGAUAGGGAUUUCAAUGGUUUCAGUCUUAUAUCCUCAUCAUUGCUUGAAUAUUGUCUGGUUUAUUUGAACAUGUACCAGUGGUUAGGAAGGACUUGUUCGGUUGAGCGCACACAGAAAAGAGCCGUGGGGUUCUGCUGCUAUUUUUGGUUUGUGACUGAGACUGUUAGUUAA
Enterobius vermicularis (human pinworm) is the source of this 327-nucleotide messenger RNA. Lineage: Eukaryota; Metazoa; Nematoda; Chromadorea; Rhabditida; Oxyuridae. The record is from the annotation of a GenBank genome assembly.